This is a messenger RNA of Gracilinanus agilis (Agile Gracile Mouse Opossum), 1886 nucleotides long. RefSeq names its product prolyl-tRNA synthetase 2, mitochondrial (gene PARS2). The record is from RefSeq and is a predicted model, not a curated record. Gene Ontology annotation, molecular function: ATP binding; proline-tRNA ligase activity. Gene Ontology annotation, cellular component: cytoplasm; mitochondrion. NCBI's taxonomy places the organism in Eukaryota, Metazoa, Chordata, Mammalia, Didelphimorphia, Didelphidae. Bases 405 to 1886 code for a protein of 493 amino acids. The transcript has a single exon. Gene Ontology annotation, biological process: prolyl-tRNA aminoacylation.
CUACUCCCACCGUUUGGUUUAUAGUUCGAAAUUGCUGCCUGGGACGUUUUAAGUGAUCUAUGUGGGGUCUGUGGGCCUGCGGGGAUUACUGCCUCAGGGUCCUCCUGCCUCCAGAGCCUGCCCUCUAGCCACUUUGUUGUGCUGAUGCACUUCCCACCCCCUACAUUCUCUGUGGGACCACAGUAUAAAUUUAAAUGAGAGGGAAGGCCAAUAAGAAAAAGGAAGAAAUUAGAUCUGUGGAAAGAAGACUUCUUAUAGCUCUAUGAAAGGGAAGAGAGAGGGAGGGGUCUUGCUUGAACCAGAAAGAAUUAGAAGGAAAGAAAAUAGGUUAUUAGACGCCAUCAUUAGGUUAAGAACAGCCCACUUUCUCCCAACAGCCCAGUGAUGCAGAUGAUCUGGCCCUAAUGGCACACAACUCAUUUCCUCACAGAUCUGAGUGGUUCCUGCCCUGGGUUGGCAUGGAAGGGCUUCUGAGAAGAUGGAGGGGCUUUCCCCGUGUACUGUGGGCCAUUUGCCAGUGGUCACAGCAUCCCCCUUGCAGGCUUUACCAUCACCCUCCAGGCAGAGCAAAACGCCUGCUGCUGUCUCAUUUUUUCCAGCCUCAGAACCUCCGGGAAAAUCAAGUGGUCAGACUAGAGGACAAGUCUGCCGAAGUGACCUGUAAGAGCCAAAGGCUGAUGCUUCAGACCGGGCUGAUUCAGCCUGCUGGUCCUGGCUGUUACCACUACCUGCCCUAUACCGUUCGAGCCAUGGAGAAGCUGGUCAGGGUAAUAGACCACGAGAUGCAGGCCAUCGGUGGGCAGAAGCUUGACAUGCCCACUCUGAGCUCAGCCGAACUCUGGAGAGCCACUGACCGGUGGGAUCUGAUGGGCAAAGAGCUUUUUCGGCUGCAGGAUCGCCAUAACAAAGACUAUUGUUUGGGACCAACCCACGAGGAAGUCAUCACCAGCCUGAUAGCCUCUCACAAGACCUUGUCCCACAAGCAGCUUCCCUACCUUCUUUAUCAGAUCACACGUAAGUUCCGGGAUGAGCCCAGACCCCGCUUUGGCCUCCUGCGAGGCCGGGAGUUUUACAUGAAGGACAUGUACACCUUUGACUGCUCUUCUGAAGCUGCUCACCAGACGUAUGAGCUGGUAUGUGAAGCUUACGGCAGAGUGUUUACUCGGCUCGGGCUUCAGUUUGUGAGGGUCCAGGCAGCCGUGGGGAGCAUCGGUGGGACGAUGUCUCACGAGUUUCAGCUCCCCUUGAACAUCGGGGAAGACGUACUUGCGGUCUGCUCCAAUUGCAGCUUCACAGCCAAUGUUGAGACGCUGGAUCCCAGGCAUCCAAAUUGCCCUGUGUGCCAAGGGAAACUGACAGAAACCAAAGGGGUUGAAGUGGGGCACACCUUUUAUCUGGGCACCAAGUAUUCAUCUGUAUUCAAUGCUGAGUUCAUCAAUGCUCAGGGCAAGCCUUCGCUAUUAGAGAUGGGGUGCUAUGGGUUAGGUGUGACCCGCAUCUUAGCUGCAGCCAUCGAGGUGCUUUCCAUGGAAGACUGUAUCCGCUGGCCUGGUCUGCUUGCCCCUUACCAAGUAUGCCUUAUUCCUCCCAAAAAGGGCAGCAAGGAAGAAAUGGGAAUAGAGUUGACGGGGACCCUAUAUGACGAUAUCACAGAGGCCUUGCCCCAGCUGCAGGGGGAGGUCUUGCUUGAUGACAGGACACAUUUGACCAUUGGAAACAGAUUGAAAGAUGCCAACAAACUUGGUUACCCCUUUGUUGUGGUAGCUGGCAAGAGAGCCUUGGAACAGCCUUGCCAUUUUGAGGUUUGGUGUCAGAGCAGCAAUGAGGUGGUAUUCCUUAGCAAACAAGGAGUGAUCGAUUUGCUACGUAAAGUACAAACUGUCUAA